AACACUGGCAGGACUUCCUCAACCCAGGCCCCCGGCUUGCUCUUGAUCUCUUGUGUCUACUCGCCCCCACCUUCCAGUCCUAUUCACUCCAUAUCUCUACAACACCCGUACCCUUUGGUUCACGGUAAUCUUCCUCCCUUCCCAUUCUCCCUUCUCGCAACAAAACUGGGAUCCUCUGUGUUACAAUAUAAAAAAGCAAAAAAUUUGUGGCUAGCUUGACAAGUACCCAGUAGGUACGAGUACACUGAGAAGCAGGAUUUCUGCUCCACGCACCUACAAACUCCUCGAAUCCUCCAGAUCUCGCGAGUAUUCCCCCCCCCCCCCUUCGGCCCCGCGGCCCUCGCAUGGUGUAGUGCCAUCACCCCACCCCUCGCACGAUACCAUUCAAUCUACCACUACCCCCGCUUUACGCAUUUUACAGAUUGCUGAUUCGAUGGUCGGACUGCCUUGCCCUUAGGUUAUUUUACUAUGGCUACUGUUGUGAACACCUCUUCCAUGUCAAGCGCCCAACGAUAUGCGCUACUCAGAACGCCCACGAGUUUUGGUCACCCGGUUCCCGGACCUCCCGCCGGUGCUGGUGGUGGAGGGGCAGAGUCGGGACCAGGAACCUUCGAGGUACUUGCCCCGCCAACCGAUGAUCAUGGACCCGUCUCCGAACCCCCCUCGUCAAAUACCACCCCUCCUCCUCCUGCGGCUCCGGCGGGGCCUAUACAAGGACCGGCCCCCCCGCAUAAGAAGACACCAAACGCCGGGCCAAAGCCGAAGAAGCCGUUGGAUCGAAUGGAGGUAAGAACACGAUUAUAUGUGGGAAGGACAAUUUCAGUCCUUCGGAAUCCCCUUAUGUCCAUACAGAGGAAUAGGGCUGACUGGGAUGGCUCUGUUUCCUUUGAGCGACGGCGUUCAGGUCAACAAUCUAUUGACCGCAAAAAUAUCACAAUUAGAGACUGAUGCAUCCUUGGAAGAAGAGGAGGAAAAGGCAAUCUGUGCGAUGACUUUCUUUCAUAACCAGGAGGUGAGGGGGUACAGACGCUGACUGCUAUCAGCCCGUGCUGUUCGUAGGGCAAAUAAGGAACUGGCGGAACUUGUGUCCUCUCGGGAAGACCAUCUAGCCAAGGUAGAUGCCAUCCAAAAUAAGUAUAGCGAACUCCUUUAUGAAAUGAAGCGCUUGGAACGGGACUACACCAAAUCGCGCAAACGUGCGGAUCAACUGCAAAAGGAGAAGGAUCACUCGAGGUCUGAGAUGCAGAAGGCGGUCUCCAUGAAACAUAAGCUUGAAACACUAUGUCGGGAACUUCAGAAAGAGAACAAACGUAUCAAGGUACGUACGAAAUGAACGUCCGGUUGGGCGCGAAAAGAAUUGGACCAACUAUUCUGAGAUUACUGAACUCCAGGAAACGCAGGACGAGAGUAAGAAACUUGCUCAGAAUGAACAGCAGAAACGUGAAGAACUUUCCAACAAAUUCGAGAAUACGAUUAUGGAAAUUAAAACCCGUAUGGAGGAAGAAAACGAUAGUGGCAGUCGUAAAGUUGACGCAGGGGUUGACGAAUUGUAUGCCAACACCCAUCCCCAAUCACCUUUUAUAUGCUUGUGCGAGGCACGGGCAACUGACAUUUCUACAUAAAGAUUCAAAGCAAAGUUUAGGAGCCUUGUCGAUCAAUAUGAGUUGCGUGAACUCCACUGCUAUUCUCUUAUCCGCACCAAGGAGCUAGAAGUUCAAUGGAACCUCGCCCGUUAUGAACAGCAGCGUAAGCAAGCUGAACAGGAAGCGCACCGUGCUAAGGCUCUACACGCUCAAGUUUCAACCUUUUCCCAAACAGAGACUGAAUUAAGAUCGCAGUUAAAUAUCUACGUUGAGAAGUUCAAGCAGGUGAGUCCUAUCAACCCAGCCAGACCCCUUCGAGAUCGAUCAGCCAGGUUGAAGGGGUAGAUAGCUGACUAGGUCUUCGUCUUUCAAUAUUUAAUUGGAUCUGCAGGUUGAAGAUACCUUGAAUAAUUCCAAUGACCUAUUCCUUACUUUCCGCAAAGAAAUGGAAGAAAUGUCCAAAAAGACUAAGCGUCUCGAAAAGGAAAAUCUAACCCUCUCUCGCAAGAGCGAGACAACGAACCGAAACCUCCUCAAAAUGGCCGAGGAGCGCACAAAACACCAAAAGGAACUCGAAAUACUCAGGAAAAAGAACUCCAAACUCGAGAACCUCUGCCGGGCCCUCCAGGCCGAGCGCACUACCCUUGAUACUAAACUUCGCGAUCGGGAAGGUGGCGGAAGAGGAGGCGGCGCCGGUGGCUCAGGCGAAAGAGGGGAACUACUGGAACAGGAGGAGGAAGAGGAAGAUGAUUCUGAAGGCAAUUCUGAAUACGAGGAAUCGGACGGGUACGAUGAUGAUGAUGCCUCGGAGGAUGGAUCCGAAGCGGAAGAAGGGGAGGAUGAUACUGAAGAUGAGAACCCCCAAGAAACGAAGACGGUGGCCCCCCACAAAGCCACCGGGGGAAAUCAAAAGUCGCCGCAACACACCCGGAAAAACGGCGUUGAAAAGGUCUAUCAGACCGCCAACGGCGUGCACGCCGAUUAGGCUCGGGGAGGCCAGCUCAUAUCCCCGAACCUCCUCUCAUCGCAAUUGCUCCUUCUUUUCUGCUCUUGGACUCAUUGAAAAAGCGACAUGUGCCGGAGAAGAGAGAUAGCACGGUAUACUAUGCAUCACCAUCCAGCCUACCCACCUUUUACUCGGUAUAUAUGGGAAAGCGGUGUAUUUGGCCUCAUACUACCCCGUCUUUCGUUUCCUGUUUAACUUUUCUUCGCAAUCUCUCCCCAAUUAUGUCUCAACCACAGAAAUACCGAAUUCCUGCUUGCUUUCUUUUUUCAAAAAAAAAUGUACUCAACCGUCAGCCGUGUGUCCGCCUGCCAGUUACUAAGAAGAUGGCGAGUUGCUGUAUUGUCACAAGCUGGGUUAUGAUACUUUUUUCGGGCGAUAGCCAUGCUGUGGAAUUACACGUUUAGAAAAUAGCUUAUACUGUACUGCAGGUGAGUGAUAGACACAGUUCCACCGCAGUACAAUUGAUCACUAUUCUGCGUUUCUUUCAAAAAAAAAAAUCCAAAACCGGUAGUGUAAAUACUCCGUUUGUGCGGAUUGCAGGGGGGGGGGGGUUUAAAAAAAAGGAGGCUGAAAAAGCUAUCUUUAUUUAUUUUCAGUUACUCCACGAGUACUGUUGAAUUCUCACGUAAACCCGGCACACAAACAAUCAACCAACUUAUCACCACCUUACCAUACAUGACUGGUCGAUACCAUUAAUUCUUUUUUAAUUUUUUCGAGGUUGGGACAGCAGCCAAGCGCAG
This is a messenger RNA of Tuber aestivum (summer truffle), 3329 nucleotides long. The record is from the annotation of a GenBank genome assembly. Lineage: Eukaryota; Fungi; Ascomycota; Pezizomycetes; Pezizales; Tuberaceae.